Messenger RNA from Athene cunicularia (burrowing owl), 4623 nucleotides. RefSeq names its product centriolar coiled-coil protein 110 (gene CCP110). The record is from RefSeq and is a predicted model, not a curated record. Gene Ontology annotation, cellular component: centriole. Bases 348 to 3392 code for a protein of 1014 amino acids. Gene Ontology annotation, biological process: regulation of cytokinesis; centrosome duplication; centriole replication. NCBI's taxonomy places the organism in Eukaryota, Metazoa, Chordata, Aves, Strigiformes, Strigidae. The transcript is spliced from 14 exons.
UAUAUGAUAAUCACGGGAGACCUUGAAGGUUAAGUCUUUGACGGAAAUUGUUGGCUAUCUGUAGCAUGUGUAGUUUUGUAAAUCUUAUCUCAAUGCUUGCUUUCUUCUCAGUGCACCUGUGAUCAUCUUUUUUUGACUCAUAUAUGUAGAUUUUAUUUUUAUAUGGGAAAUGAAGCCAGCUUUGCAGCUUUUGUUAAUGAUAGAAAAAAGAGAAACUUAGCUCAGUUUUCUAAUGUAUAAUUUGUUUCCUGGAAUACAGUGAUAUAGAAUUAGUUGUGGUGUUUUCUCUUCAUGGUCUUGGAAAUACGUGGGAGAGUAACAUUAUUAUUCUUUGCAGCUCUGUUAACAUGAAGAUGGAGGACUAUGAAAUAUUCUGUAAGAAACAUCUUUCCAGAAUCCAAGAAGAGGCAAUAAAAAGAGAAACCUCUUUCACUGUUCAGCACAAAACUAUCUCCCUCAUUCAAUUCCAUGGAGUUCCUGUGCUUUCCCCUCUGCUUAGCCUUGAAAAGAAAAAGGAAAUACAGCAAUAUAAACAGAAAGCGCUGGACCUAGAGACCUGGAAACAGAACUCCCGGAAAAGAGUUUUGUUGAAUUGUGUACAGGAGAUUCUAGAAAAUGUUCAGAUCAGGAAAGGAGCUAGUGUGAGUGAUGUGAACGCAUGGGAGACUGAGAAUACUUGUUCUGAAUCCGAUUCAAAAGCUUCAACUGACUUCACAGCUCUGUCGGAUGUCAAUUUGGCAUGUUCUCCUGAAAGGCAUGGUCCCACGGAGCUUGAAAAGACACCAGAAGUUAAUCCAGCAGAUACUACUGGGCAGGUGACAUCAAAUGUGACUGAAGUAGUUAAAGCAGCAGAAGAAAAUGUUCUUUCAAAGCAAAGUGAGGGUCACUUCUCAAAAGAUGUACCUUGUCCAAGGGCUACGUCUCCUGACAACGUGCAUCAUAGGCUUGUGUCACAGGCUUUGCAAAAGCAGGAGGGACUAGGAGGGCCACUGUCAGAUGAGGAAGUCCAAGACCCGUAUGUAAUGAGUCUUCAGAACCUGAUGAAGAAAUCUAGGGAGUAUAUAGAGAAGGAGCAAACCAAACGUAGCUCAAAAAGUAAUUCAAAGAGAAGUAUGAGUGAAAGUCAUUCAGAUAAAGAGAAUGAUGGCGUUAAAACAACUGACUCUGUGAAAGAAAGAGUAAAGUUUACAGGCAGAAGUUGCACCGCUCUGAUGCUUGAUAAGCCCAGUCUUAAUAAAUCAAACACCCUUCUCCAAGGUGCUUCUACUCACACCAAUAACACAAGUGUGUCAACUUUAUCCAGUUUUUCUAAAGUGGACAUACCUAUGAGAGUUGGAACACCCCCACUGGUGGAUUCGGAUUCGGAUGAAGAAUUUAAAAAGACUUCUAUGUUUGAUCGUGACAGUAGCAUUGUCAGGAGCCUCACAGGCUCUUACGCCAAAUUGCCAAGCCCAGAGCCGAGCAUGAGCCCUAAAAUGCACCGAAGGCGCCCAAGACCUUUAUCAAUGGGCCACAUCGUUAUAAAUAACCCUGUGAAUGCUUACGAGUUAAGUCCUAAAGGCAAGGGUAGAGCGAUGGAUUUAAUCAUGCAAGAUAUUGCUGAUAAAAAUAACGUUUCUGAAUCAGUGCCAAAGUUCAUGGUGGACUUCACUAUGGUUUGUCCUAGCAGAGUUCCUGGUGUCAACAGGAAUUCUUCAGGCCCUUGUGAUGGUUUGGGGGUUGGCAAACCGAAUCGCCAUUCCUUUGGGCACUUCGAAAGCAAAGGAACGUUGUCGGCUACAGUGGAAGGACAGGUAGUGAUGGACAGCAGAGGGCCGUAUAAAGUAGAGACUAGUACUAAUAUUGUAGCUCCAAAAUUGAAUGAGCCUUUUGCCAUCAGUCAGUCUACGGUAUCACAGAAGCUCCUAGCUGUGAAUGAAACAAAACCAUCAAGUUUGCUAGAAAAUACUAAAUGUAAUUCUCCAGUAGAACUCAAUAAGUCUUACGAUGUAGAAAAUCCAUCCCCACUCCUAAUGCAGACGAAGAAUGUGCGACAGCAGAUGGACACUCCAAGUGUUUCCCCAGCAAAAGAGCAGCUUCUAGAAAAUAGUUUUGAAAAGGUAAAACGUAGACUUGAUUUAGACACUGACAACUGCCAAAAAGAAAACGGUCCCUGUGCUCUAACAGCUGGAAUGGAAGAACAAGAGAAGCAGUGGUUGCAAGAACAGAAAUAUCCUGUGGGAUCCAUUUACAUUACCAAGAAUACAGCGCCUGACAGUAUGGCAAAAGAAGAUAUUUUAAAAACUAAAAUGUUGGCCUUUGAAGAAAUGAGGAAGAGACUUGAAGAGCAGCAUGCACAGCAACUGUCGAUUCUGAUAGCUGAACAAGAGAGAGAACAGGAGAAAUUACAGAAGGAACUGGAAGAGCAGGAGAGAAAGUUGAAAGGAAAGAAGGUUGCUACAACUGAAAUAGAAAUUUCCAAAGUGAAUAUUAACAGUAGGAUGGAGUUGGAGUGGAGGAAAAAAAGUGAAAGUGGCUUGCUGGAAAGUGUGCAGUCUCAGCUGGAGACGGUCCAGAACACAAACUCUACCAGCAUCGGUUUUGCUCAUACUGCAACACCUAAUACCUUUGCUUCAACAAGUGAAACUUCAUUCUUUCUCUGGGGACCGUCAGGAACUGGAGUUAUAAAAACCUCAGUAUCUAGGCCAAGUAACAGGAUCAAAACUAGGUGGACUCAGGUUUUCAGUCCAGAGAUACAAAUGAAGUUUGAUAAGAUCACUGCGGUGGCAAAGGGGUUUCUCACUCGUAGACUCCUGCAGACAGAAAAACUGAAACAUCUUAAGCAAACUGUAAAAGAUACUAUGGAAUUCAUAAAAAAUUUUCAGUCUGAAGCCCCAUUAAAAAGAGGAAGUGUUUCAGCACAAGAUGCAUCUCUUCAUGAAAGAGUAAUGGCUCAGCUGCGAGCUGCUCUGUAUGACAUCCAUGACAUCUUUUUUGCAAUGGAGGCAUCAGAAAGAAUGAAUAUUCUGCGUCAUGAUCGUGAAGUUCGUAAAGAGAAGAUGCUCAGGCAAAUGGAUAAAGUUAAGAGCCCAAGGGAGAGAGUGACACUUUCAACAGCUACACAGAAGUCUCUGGACAGGAAAAAGUACAUGAAGGCUUCAGAAAUGGGAAUGCCAAGUAAAAAAAUAAUUAUAAAACAGAAAACUCCUGAAAGCCGCGUUCUUCAACCGAAUCAAGGACAGAAUGCCCCGGUUCAUAGACUGCUUUACAGACAAGGAACCCCUAAGACCUCAAUGAAGGGGGUUGAGCAAAAUAGAAAGAAGGCCUCAGAGAGCAGAGUGUCUAACAAGGCUGUUUCAGGAGCAUCUGCAGGAAGAACCCAAAGAAAGAAGCCAAAUGUUGUGACAAUUUAAGACGACAACACUCACUGGGAUAAAAUGGCUGUUUUCUAAUGAUGGCAUUCUUAGCACUAGUUCAAAUAUUGUAUCUCCUAUAUCUAUAUUUAGAAAUGAUAAACAUACUUUGUCAUUUCCAGACAAUGACACAUUAAUACAGUCAUACUGAAGUAAUAAAGGGCUAUGAAGCUCUAAUACUUGUGUAAAAAUCGCAUGUUGAAUGUUGUUAUAUAUUCAUACUACUGUGUACAUGAUUCAUAAUCUUGUUUGUUUAAAGAUCACCAUAGGGCAACAGUAAGUUACUUUGUAAUUUUUUCACACUCUAAUUCUUGUCGGACAUAUGCUUUUUCCAUUACUGAAAAGUGCAUUUUCUGUGUAUGACUGUGUGACAGUUAGGAUGUGACAGACUGACACCAUAAAUAAGUCAUGUGAUACAUUUUUAGCUUCAUACCUUAAAGUUAAAGCAGUUAAGAAAGAAAAAAAAAUUAGAAUUAGUUCAAACAAAACAGGUCUUACAUCAGUGAACUUGUCAGCAGCCUUUUUGGAUGUACUUUCUCUAUGAAUGAGAUUACCUCAACUUAAAAUUAAUGGCCUAAAUGUUUUGCAUUUCUGCUGAGUUGGACAGACAUGGAUCCAGAUUAACUGCUGGGUGCACAAAGAUACUUUCAAUGACUAUACCGAAACUUCUCAUUUAUACCUAGGAUUUUUUUUUUCUUGCUGCUUACUGCAUUUUUUUUUUUAAAUGGAAACUACUUUUGGCCAAGAUGAAGAGAAAUGUAUGUUCUACAAAAAUUUCAGAAGGCAAGGUUUUAAUUGUUUUACCCUUUCAGACUUACAAAUGCUUGCCCGUAAUAAUAGUUCAGAUAUCUGAUAUAUGUUUUGUUGAUGACAGUCACAGUCUUUCUAAACAGUUUCUCUUCUACUGUGACCUAACAGGCCCUUGUACUGAAAUGUUGAAUUUGGGAGGGAGGGGCAAAAAUCUCUACCAAAUCCCAACAAACACACGCUUAUCUUGAUGAAAAUCUAACAUUAAAAGAUCAUGCUUAUAUUUUGCCUUGGUCUUCAUCCUGAUGAAGUCCUUAUCCUUCAACUUGAGGGGAGCAGAAGUCUGUAACUUCUGUCUUUUAAUGAACACGAUGUUAAGAUUCAAAGUCCUAACAGAGAAAAGCUUGACUAAGUCUUUGCGGGGCUUACUGUUUUGGUCUGUAACAGUAGUAGUAGAGAACUCACUACCAGAAUGUGAAAGAGA